Molecule: messenger RNA, 3297 nt
Organism: Ochlerotatus camptorhynchus
Lineage: Eukaryota; Metazoa; Arthropoda; Insecta; Diptera; Culicidae
Exons: 4
Coding region: 1-3297 (1098 amino acids)
Biological process (GO): DNA integration
Molecular function (GO): nucleic acid binding
Source: RefSeq, a predicted model, not a curated record
AUGGAUGAAGCUAAGAGUGCCUGGUACAGGAAGGUACAGUUGGAAAUUUUCUGUGAAGAGUUGCGCAGUCUGAAGCAGACUGGAUUCGUGAAAAGCAAUAGUCGUUUGAAAACAUAUUCGCCGUUUCUGGAUGUCGGAAUCAUCCGUCUGCGAGGUCGUGUGCAGGAUAAUGGAAAGUCGUUUGAAGUGAAGUGGUUCUCGCGCUAUGAAGAGCUGUUCGCAAAGGAUGCUUCGCGGCUGGAUGACCAAGCAAAACUACUUUCGGAGUUUGAUUGCUCGAUCACCGUCAAUGACGUAACGCAAGUGGGAUCGAUCUUCGAUGUCGCGCAAGAUCUGCACAUCCUGGGUUUGGAUUUGGUGGAAGCAUUCCAACUCGACUCCGUUCCGAUGAACGUCUUCUGUCGACAGGUAAACAACUCCUCUUCCUCCAUCGUCGAGCGGCUCAAGGCCGCCUAUCCGCAAGUAUUCAGCACCAGUCUCGGACGGUGCACCAACGCAACAGUGAAGCUCGACCUCAAGCCAGGACAAAGACCAGCGUUUCGUCCAAAACGUCCCGUGGCGUACGCCAUGUACCAGAUUGUCGAUGAUGAACUGGACCGUCUCGAGCGCUUGCAGAUCAUCACACCAAUCGACUACUCAGAAUGGGCUGCUCCGAUUGUAGUCGUUCGGAAGUCGAACGGCAGUAUCCGAAUUUGCGGUGAUUACUCAACGGGCUUGAACGACGCUCUCCAACCACACAAAUACCCGUUGCCAUUGCCGCAAGACAUCUUCGUCAAACUUGCCAACUGCAAGGUAUUCAGCAUCAUCGACAUGUCGGAAUCGUACCUGCAACUUGAAGUCGACGAACCAACGAGUAAGCUCCUCGCCAUCAACACCCACCGUGGCAUCUACAAAGUCAACCGACUGGCACCCGGAGUAAAAGCUGCGCCGGGAGCGUUCCAACAACUCGUUGACACCAUGUUGGCGGGUCUAAAGCACACUUGCUUUUACAUCGAUGACAUCGUAGUGGGCGGAGAAGAUAAGGAACAGCAUUGCCGGAACCUGAACGCACUUUUCCAGCGUCUGCAAGAGUUCGGGUUCACAGUCCGGUUCAAGAAGUGUUCCUUCGGACCCAAGAUCGAAGCCAUAAAGCUCAUGCCAGCACCCACGGACGUGUCGGGAGUUCGGUCGUUUCUCGGAGCCGUAAACUUCUACGGGAAAUUCGUACCGAAUAUGCGAGCUCUGCGCUAUCCACUGGACGAACUGCUGAAGACGGGAGUCAAAUUCGUUUGGACGGCGGAGUGUCAGAAGACGUUCGAUAGGUUCAAAACCAUUUUAUCGUCGGACUUGCUCUACAAUCCCAAGCAGGAGAUCAUCGUUUCGGCCGAUGCGUCAUCAAUCGGCCUGGGAGCGACCAUCAGUCACCGUUUUCCCGAUGGUACAAUCAAAGUCAUCCAGCAUGCUUCGAGAGCCUUGGCACCGGCCGAGCGCCACUACAGCCAAACGGACCGUGAAGGAUUGGCCACCAUUUAUGCGGUAACCAAGUUCCACCGCAUGAUAUUUGGACGCAAGUUCCUCCAAACCGACCAUCAAUCACUACUACGCAUUUUCGGGAGCAAGAAGGGCAUCCCGGUGUAUACUGCCAACCGUCUGCAACGCUGGGCUCUGACGCUGUUGAUGUACGACUUCGUCAUGGAGUACGUGGCCACGGACAAAUUCGGUCACGCCGACAUUCUCUCUCGUCUCAUCAACCACCAUGCGAAACCCGACGAAGAUUUCGUGAUUGCUUCCGUCUCCUUGGAGAUACAACAAAGCACCAAGAUGGAUCCGGUGCUCAAGAAGGUCCACCAAUACGUCCAGGAAGGCUGGCCAAAUUCCCUGUCCAGUGACGCUGAUCGAGAACUUCUUCGCUUUCACCUCCAUCGUGAAUCACUCACCACGGUACAGGGCUGCAUUCUCUUCGGCGAAAGGCUUGUUAUUCCGUGUCCUCUACGCAAGCGAUGCCUCGAAGAACUCCACCGGGGGCACCCCGGAAUCCAGCGGAUGAAGGCGCUAUCCCGAAGCUACGUUUAUUGGCCAUCGCUCGACAGCGAGAUCGCCGAUUACGUGAAGGCGUGUUCACCAUGCGCCUUGACAGCAAAGUCACCAGCAGCAGCGACCCCUGUGCCCUGGCCCAAGCCUACACAUCCUUGGCAACGUGUUCAUGUGGACUACGCCGGUCCUAUCGACGGUGACUACUAUCUUCUCGCCGUGGAUUCAUUUGCGAAAUGGCCGAAAGUCAUCCGUACACGUCGCAUCACGACGUCUGCAACGAUCAGCAUCCUUCGCAGUAUCUUCGCGCGCCUGGGGAUGCCGGAAACGUUGGUGUCAGAUAAUGGCACCCAAUUCACAAGCUCGGAUUUCGCUCAGUUCUGCAAGACGAAUGGAAUCGACCACGUAACAACUGCAUCGUUUCACCCACAAUCAAACGGCCAAGCAGAGCGAUUUGUCGACACGUUCAAGCGAGCGAUCAAGAAGCUUGAAGAGGGGAGAAGUUCGACCGAUGAAGCCUUGAAUACGUUCUUGCUGGCCUACCGAAGCACACCUAACCGGUCAGCGCCAGAAGGUCUAUCCCCGUCGGAGAUCAUGUUCGGACGACGUUUACGCACCUGUCUCGAACUGCUACGUCCAUCGCCAGAACGUCCACCGCCGGAAUCGUCACCGGCCGACCAGAAGAAGUCCAGUAUGAGGUCCUUCAGUCCAAGUGAUCUUGUCUACGCCAAGAUCUACGCCAAGAUCUACACCAAAAACACCUGGAACUGGGUUUCUGGAAUGGUUAUCGAAAGAGUAGGACGAGUGAUGUACAACGUGUUGACCGAUAGUCGUCGCUUAGUCCGAUCGCACCUGAACCAGCUGAGGAGUAGAACGUCAGUCUGCUUGAAUCAAGGUCCUGGAUCCAGCCAGUCAUCGAAGCAUAAGCAACUUCCGCUGCAAGCUCUAUUCGAUACGUGGAAUCCAGCAACUACGACUGCAAGCGACAUUAUUCGAACGCCAACGUUGUCUCCACCUACUAGUCCGGCUACCAGCACGGACAUGUCGCCAUCGUCCUCGUCUUCGAGUACCACAUCUUCCAGCUUCGAAUCGGCUGCUGCAAGCACACCAACGGUGCAGCCAAAAGUACAGCUACCAAGGCGUUCUUCGAGACUUAGAAGACCGCCCAGAGUUUCAACCUGUAUCAUCGGUUCUAGAGGGGAGAUGUUGGGGCAACCGAAACAGAAGCGCUGGGAACACUGCCUGUGCCAUAACGUUCCAUCGCUUUCCUGCUGGGCUCAUCGUUGA